Messenger RNA from Pristis pectinata (smalltooth sawfish), 1161 nucleotides. RefSeq lists its product as uncharacterized. The transcript has 8 exons. Lineage: Eukaryota; Metazoa; Chordata; Chondrichthyes; Rhinopristiformes; Pristidae. The coding region runs from base 1 to 1161 and encodes 386 amino acids. Gene Ontology annotation, molecular function: calcium ion binding. The record is from RefSeq and is a predicted model, not a curated record. Gene Ontology annotation, biological process: cell-matrix adhesion. Gene Ontology annotation, cellular component: extracellular region; lysosome.
AUGGAAGAGGGAUCAGUUGUAGCCCGUGUGGGCUCAAUCGAAGGGGUCUCCCGACAAGUUGACUGUGUCCAGGGAGUGUCCCCAGCAUUGUGGGCAAACGACCGGGGUUCCCAGGUGGAUUCUCGCUCCCUGCGCUCCCAGAGGCAUUCGCUGGGGCUGGCGUUCACACUCCCCAGGACCCCUGUAAACACCGACGCCCUCCCCGGGGACCCCCCAGUGAACACCGACGCCCUCCCCGGGACCCCUUCGAGCUGCCCCUCACGUGAACGCCAGCCCCAGCGAAUGCCUCUGGGAGCGGCAGGGAGCGAGAAUCCACCUGGGAACCCCGGUCGUUUGCCCACAAUGCUGGGGACACUCCCUGGACACAGUCAACUUGUCGGGAGACCCCGUCGAUUGAGCCCACACGGGCUACAACUGAUCCCUCUUCCAUUUUCGUUUCCUGAACCCCACAGUUUCCCCAGAUCUCUUCGAAGGAAUGAUGACAGUUGUUACCGUCCCCACAGUCAUUGCCGACCUGUUCCCGCAGCAGUGGACCUCGCCUGGAGCACUGUGCACACUUUGGGCACCUUAGUUAAGGAGGGAUCGUGCACUGGAAGCAGUGCAGCCGGGGGUCAGUGGGUCAUCUUGCCCGUCACAUCAGCUCAUCUCCAACGUCAGUUUUUCCCGGUCCAGUUCUUGGGAGACUACGGGAAGUUCUCCUACGAUGCCGUUAACAAGAGGUUGUACUCCAAUUUAUUGAUGAGCAGAGGGAGAAAACAGUGGCAACAGGUGAACAUCCUGCUUUUCCAGAAGUCGGUGAUGUAUCAGUACUUCCCCAACAACCAGACCUGCCUGAAGUCCCCGCUCGGGGCUCCAUUCAGGAGAUUUGGCGUUCCCAAAAACGCCACCUUCCUCGCCCAGACCUACAUCGGAGUGCCACCCUUCCCUGGGACAGGGCUGCUUACCAAUGGCUGGACUGGAAGUCGGGACGGAGUCAGCUACCUGAUGACGUUCAUGGAAUACAAGUGCCUCCCAAACUACCAGGCCUUCAUUUCCACCAAGGGAUGGUUCUCCGAAUCUUUCUACAACCUGACCCUGGGGAUCCAAGAUCCGAGUGUCUUCAUCCCACCUCCGGAAUGUGGGGAACCCAUUCCAGGAACGGUUCUCCCGAGUGACCAGUAG